UCGCGCGAACGGCUGUCACAAAACGCACAAAGAGUAUGGCGCGCAAAUUCUUCGUCGGUGGCAAUUGGAAGAUGAAUGGCACGAAGAGCGAGAUCAACGACAUCGUCGCGUUCCUGAAGACCGGCCCGCUUGACCCCAACGUUGAAGUCGUGGUUGGAGUACCGUCGAUAUAUCUCGCAUACGUGACGUCCAUUGUGCCCAAUAAUGUCAGUGUCAGUGCACAGAACACAUACAAAGUGGCUAAAGGAGCUUUCACUGGCGAAAUCAGCCCAGGAAUGCUUCUGGACAACAAUAUCCCCUGGGUGAUCCUUGGUCACUCUGAACGUAGAAAUGUGUUCGGCGAGACGGACGAGCUGAUCGCAGAGAAAAUCGCGCAUGCCUUAGAAGCUGGUUUAAAGGUAAUCGCGUGUAUAGGUGAGAAAUUAGAGGAACGCGAGGCGGGCAAAACCGAGGAAGUGGUGUACAAACAGACCAAGGCGAUAGCGGACAAGGUAAAAUCCUGGGACAACGUGGUAUUAGCUUACGAACCAGUCUGGGCGAUAGGCACAGGUAAAACCGCGACGCCGCAACAGGCGCAGGAAGUUCACGAGAAAUUACGGGAAUGGUUGUCCAAGAACGUCAACCCCAACGUUUCGCAAACUUUGCGGAUCAUCUACGGCGGCUCCGUAACGGCGGGCAAUGCCAAGGACUUGGCGAAGGAGAAGGACAUCGAUGGAUUCUUGGUCGGCGGCGCGUCGUUGAAACCCGACUUUGUACAGAUCGUUAAUGCUCGUUGUUAAAACGCAAAAACUUAUCAUCUUCCAUAACGUUGUGCCAGAUCAAAUAUAACAGAGAUUUUAUGCAUAUUAUGAGUACAAAUGAGAGAUGAUGCAUAUCGUUAGUCAUUUUACUCGAACAUGUAAAUUAUUCCAAUGAUAAAAAGGGAAGUUACAUUCAUUAUAAACUUUGUCAAGUUUUAAAAUGCUUGCUAUAUAUCUAAAAUAGAGGAGUAUGUUAUAUUGUUGUUAUGACUGUUGUAUAUGUAACUCUUGAGUAUCUAUGUUGCAAAAUAUAUAUUCUAGAGCAACAGAUCACUUAAAUUCAAGUAAUCAUUAGCAAUUUCUGUAGCAUUGUUGAUACAAUUGAUGGAUAAAACUUAAAGAUAUGAGAAAUUAGCAAUAAAUGUUUGAACAAAUCUGUUACUACAUGCAA
Molecule: messenger RNA, 1191 nt
Organism: Odontomachus brunneus
Lineage: Eukaryota; Metazoa; Arthropoda; Insecta; Hymenoptera; Formicidae
Gene: Tpi
Product: triosephosphate isomerase
Exons: 3
Coding region: 36-779 (247 amino acids)
Biological process (GO): glyceraldehyde-3-phosphate biosynthetic process; glycerol catabolic process; glycolytic process
Cellular component (GO): cytosol
Molecular function (GO): triose-phosphate isomerase activity
Source: RefSeq, a predicted model, not a curated record